Molecule: messenger RNA, 2163 nt
Organism: Indicator indicator
Lineage: Eukaryota; Metazoa; Chordata; Aves; Piciformes; Indicatoridae
Gene: ZBTB47
Product: zinc finger and BTB domain containing 47
Exons: 6
Coding region: 13-2163 (716 amino acids)
Biological process (GO): regulation of transcription by RNA polymerase II
Cellular component (GO): nucleus
Molecular function (GO): DNA-binding transcription factor activity, RNA polymerase II-specific; protein binding; RNA polymerase II cis-regulatory region sequence-specific DNA binding
Source: RefSeq, a predicted model, not a curated record
CUUUGCAUCAAAAUGCUGAUAGUCGAAAAGACGACUGACUACCCUUCAGCUGAGUACUCCCUGGUGGAGGAUGUAGCCCUCCACUUCACGUGUUUGAUGGACAGACUGAACGAGCAGCGCCUCUUUCAGCCGGACCUGUGCGACGUGGACAUCGUGCUGGUGCAGCACAAGAGCAUCUUCCCAGCGCACAAGGGGGUGCUGGCGGCCUACAGCCAGUUCUUCCACUCCCUCUUCACCCAAAACAAGCAGCUGCAGCGCGUGGAGCUCUCCCUGGAGGCCCUCACCUCACAGGGCCUGCAGCAGAUCCUCAACUUCAUCUACACCUCCAAGCUCCUCGUCAACGCCUGCAAUGUGCAGGACGUGCUGAACGCGGCCGCCGUGCUGCAGAUGAACAACAUUGCCUCCUCCUGCCAGGACCUGCUGGACACCCGCUCGCUCAGCCUGGCCUCCGAGAUGGCCCUGCCUGCUGAGAGCUGCGCCGGGCCCCCACCUUACUACUGCGAGAUCAAGCAGGAGGUGGACGCCCCUCAUCCCAAGAUCUAUGCUCGGGAGGGCAAUGACCCCUACUCGGUGCGGGUGGAGGAUGGAGCGGGCGGUGGGGCGCUCCCCCCUGGUCCAGCCAAGCAGUACUACAAGGAGGAGAAAGGUGGUGGUCCGGAUGCUGUCUGCAAGAUAGAAGGGGAGGAGUCCGAGGAGGACCUGGACAGCCAGGGCUCGUACAACCGGGAGCAGAUCAUCGUGGAGGUGAACCUCAACAACCAGACCCUCAACGUCUCCAAGGGCAUGGAGGGGAAGGCAGUGGCCAGCGAGGCAGCUGUGAUGGGAAGGCCUGAUGGUGAUGGGCGUGACACGGAGGAGGAAGGGGAAGAGGAGAAUGAGGAAGGAGAAGAGGAGGAGGAAGAGGAGGAGGAUGCAGAGGUGGGUGAAGAGGAAGAGGAGGAGCACAGUGAAGAGGAAGACCUGGAGGAGACGACAGAAGAAGAGGAUGAUGAUGACGACGAUGAAGACAUGUCAGAAAUGAAAAGGGAAAAGGGCGGGCAGCCCCGCAGGGGUACUCGGGCAUCCAGAGCCACCAAACCGACCAUGGCAACCCGGUCCCAGGAGCUAGCCAAGGUAGAAGAGGAGGAGGAGGAGGAAGAGGAAGGCCAGCGAGGGAGGAAGAGGAAAAAAGAGCAGGAUGGUUUGGGCCAGAAGGUGAAGCUGGAGGAGAAGCAGCACUACCCCUGCAAGAAGUGCCCCCGGGUGUUCAACAACCGCUGGUACCUGGAGAAGCACAUGAACGUCACCCACAGCCGCAUGCAGAUCUGCGACAAGUGCGGCAAGCGCUUCCUGCUGGAGAGCGAGCUGCUGCUGCACCACCAGACCGACUGCGAGAAGAACAUCCAGUGCGUGACAUGUGGGAAGGGGUUCAAGAAGCUCUGGUCCCUCCAUGAGCACAACAAGAUCGUCCAUGGCUAUGCUGAGAAGAAGUUCUCCUGUGAGAUCUGUGAGAAGAAGUUCUACACCAUGGCCCACGUGCGCAAACACAUGGUUGCUCACACCAAGGACAUGCCAUUCACCUGCGAGACCUGUGGGAAGUCCUUCAAGCGCAGCAUGUCCCUCAAGGUCCAUUCCCUCCAGCACUCCGGGGAGAAGCCUUUUAAAUGUGAGAACUGCAAUGAGCGCUUCCAGUACAAGUACCAGCUGCGCUCCCACAUGAGCAUUCACAUCGGCCACAAGCAGUUCAUGUGCCAGUGGUGUGGCAAGGACUUCAACAUGAAGCAGUACUUUGAUGAGCACAUGAAGACACACACAGGAGAGAAGCCCUACAUCUGCGAGAUCUGCGGGAAGAGCUUCACCAGCCGCCCCAACAUGAAGCGGCACCGCCGGACCCACACGGGGGAGAAGCCCUACCCCUGUGACGUCUGCGGCCAGCGCUUCCGCUUCUCCAACAUGCUCAAGGCCCACAAGGAGAAGUGCUUCCGCGUCAGCAACCCCUUGGCUCUGGACACCGCCACCUCCCAGCCCGCUGCCAGCCCGGCCCCGCUGCCCCCGGCCCCCGGCGCCUCCCCGCUGCCCCUGCCGCUGCUUCAUCCCCUGCCACAGACCCUCCCUCCUCCUCCUCACCUACCGCCACCCCCUCCCCUGUUCCCAGCGGGGAGGAUAAAUUCAAACAACAACUAG